GUGAAUAAGGCGUUAGAGAGGGUGGCGCGGGGAAGCGGGCCGGGAGGUAACUGCCAACUUGAAGCAAGUAGGUAAUACUUAGCCGGCUAUUAUCUAAAAUUGCAUGCCAUCUAUCGCAGCGUCUGUUGAGGCCUUAACGAAUGUGAGAAAUUACUCUUUCUGACGCCAAAAGUUCAAAAUGUGACUAGGUACGCGAAAGUGACGUCUGUCUAGCGGUUACAUUUUUGCCACGUCGAGUGCGAUCACCGUCUUUCGCACACUGGUUACUCGAUUACUGACCUAAAUAGCUGAAUACGCCGAAUACCGAAUAGUUGCCGAAUAUUCGUGGCAUCUCUAUACAACUACUUUUAUUACAUUUAAUAUACAUAAUCACAAAAACUAUUAAAUAAAUUAAGCAUUAAAAAUAAAGUACUCAUAUUUUUUGUCGACGGUAAUAGGUAUUGUACCUAGAGGUCAUUACGAAACUAUCCAAAUAAUUUACCGAGGAACAUAACUUUAAAACUACCCUCAAUAACAAACAUUGAACCAACGUUCUUUAUUUGAAACUUGCAUUACAACUAAUAUGCAACAUUCACACUCUAAUGUGCACUCUAUGACGUUCACUGCAAAGAUGAAAUUUCUUCCAUAACCCGCUGCAGUUACAACUUUUCAAACCGUGAAUAUAGAUUCUACUGGAUAUGACAUGGGGGGAGAGGGGAAAUGUUCGAACGGGAUGGUCUUAUGGAACUUUCUGUAGCAAUAGCAGAGAAAGCGCUAUUAUUUUUUGUCUGUACCUCUAUAUAGCAAGUUUAGCCGCCAUUUUGGUUCUUAUUUCCAUUACUUACCUACCAAAUCUUGGUUAAAAUUCGGUACAAGUGCGAUGUUCGAUUAUUCAGUUAUAUUGUAACGGAUUUCUAGAUCAAAUUUUACUAAAAUUUGUAAUUGUUGUGUAUUGUGAAAGACUAGAUCGAAUUUGUUAUAUUAAUUUCAUGAAAAGUGCUGAUGAACUCGUGCCAAAAUGAAACUAAUAUCUGAGACUUACACAGACAUCCCGGUGGGGCGGAGCCCUACUGCCACCCACUGCCAUUGGAACUCGCACUCGGAGCCCCGGAGCGCCGUGAGGCAACUACUACUAGCGCUUGUACUAUGUGGCCUGUUCAUGAUAGCAGAAGUGAUCGGCGGCUACCUAGCGGGCAGCCUCUCCGUAAUGAGUGAUGCGGCCCACAUGCUGUCUGACUGCGGGGGCUUCGCCCUCGCGUUACUCGCCUUCCACUGCGCCAAACGGCAACCUGACUUAACCAUGUCCUAUGGCUAUAAGCGCGCCGAGGUCCUCGGCGCCAUGGUGUCUGUCCUCCUAAUCUGGAUCCUAACCGGCAUUUUCGUGUACGUGGCCGCCAUCCGGAUACACUCACGUGACUUCGACAUCGAGCCGGACGCCAUGAUGGUCGUAUCCGGUUGCGGUGUCAUCUUCAAUAUCAUUCUUGCUGUUGUACUCCAUGGAUGUUCUGGAAUCGCGCACCACCACACACACGGCGGCGCGGCCUGCACACACGGGCACACGCACGCACACACGCCACGCUCCCGCUUCGGCGUGUUUCGUCGCAACAAGCAAAACGGCGCCGUCGUCAACGGAGACUACGCCGUGAACGGCGACUACUCUAUGAAGGAGUUGGGAGAGACGCGGGUCGAAGGCGGUGGCGACAGGAAUAUAAAUCUGCGAGCGGCCUUCAUCCACGUGCUUGGGGACUUGAUCCAGAGCUGCGGAGUCCUCUUAGCAUCAGUGCUCAUUAAAUUUUACCCUGAAGCGAAGAUAGUGGACCCAAUCUGCACGUUCGUGUUCUCCGUGCUCGUGCUGCUGACGUCGGCGCGCGUCGUGCGCGACGCACUAGCAAUGCUCAUGCAGGCCGUGCCUAGGGACUUCCGCUACCGCGAGCUCGUGCAGGCCCUGUCGGGCAUCAGCGGCGUGCGGCACGUGCACUCCGUGCACGCCUGGGCGCUCUCCACGCACCAUGUCGUCGUGUCGGCACAUGUCGCCAUAGACGAGCUGACAGACUCCGAAGCUGUGCUGCACGCGUGUCAACAGCUGGCGCAGGAGUACAACGCUAGGGCUGGGACGUUCCAGGUGGAGCGUUAUUCGAGCGCGAUGCCAACGUGCGGCGACUGCAGGCAGCCCGGACACGUGCCAUGACAUCUAACUACGCUCACCCAUUAGCCGAGCCAGGAAUCAACGGAUAGCUCAAAUACUGAAACACCUGAAGUAUAAAAACGGCAACUGUAACAUAGGAUAAGUAUUAUAAUUUAAUUAAAUUUUGCCAAUAGAAUGGACAAUUAGCAAAUUCGCAAAAUGGCGCUGGCGUCGCAUGAUAUUUAUAUUUUAUUGACUUGAAAAUAAUAUAAAAACACGACGAAAAUGUUAUAAUGAUUACGUAACUAUAAGUAUUGUUAUGAUUUAAGUUAUUUUUGUAUGUAAAAAUGUUUUAUAGGACGUAUAAAUUAGUUAACCAAUUUCCUGGUAGAUGGCGCUCUAAUGCAAGAUAGAUCGCGCUGUUAAGGUUUCUCCGGAGUUGAUGGGGUCGCCGCCAUACUAAUUUUUCGUUACUCUGGUUUCCCUUCAAAACGAAUAAAUCUUUCGCCUUUUACUAAAGAUUUCCGUGGAGGGGAACACUCAAAUGAGUCUUACUCAAUUUUUGAUGCCUUGCUUUCAGCAGGGCUUAUAAAUUAGUCAAAUCAUAGGAUAUAGAAUAUGCUGCGCGAACCUUGCCUCGCGCGCGUGAAAAUCGCGAAGUUACAGUAUUAUUGAGGCUGAGGAGUGGGACGGGACUCGUUUCAUUUCUUCGUAUUUCGUGUCUAAUCUUGAAAUAGUGAAUGAAAGCAGACAUGCUCUCACACACGUUUUUAUUUUAUCCAUUGAAUGUAGGCCUAUUAAAUUAUCAUCACAAUAAUUUUAGCAUAAUAAUUUGAUCUCAAAUUAGUAAUUAAUCAUGUUCUAGCGGAGGCGGUGGCUCUAAUCCUAAUUUCCUAUUAUAAGUCUAGUGCCAAUGCUUCAUUUAGAAUGCAUUUUUGAUAAUCACUGUCAUUAUAUAGUUCGUGUCAUCCACGAUGACGCACAGAUUUGUCAAAUCUAACCUUUAAUAACAUAACAAUAAGUCAAGGCACGCGUCUUCGUGAAUGACACGAUCUAUAGACCUUUAUCCAAAGUGCCAAAAGUGAGUUUCCAUUUCAUUUAACCUCGGAACAUCUGGGAAGUACUCCCAAUUGAAAUUGACAAGGAAAUAAUUUUCAGCAUAAAUUAUUUGACAUUUUCAAGCAAGGUAUAGUCCCCAUGAGAUAUAAUCGGGGCGGACAAGUUACUCAAAAAUAUCUGAACACGUACUCUAACGCCUUGAGUAUAGGCGUGUUCAGAUAUUUGUGAGCUCCUUGGCCGCUCCCAUAUAUCUGAUGGUGACUCUAUAUUAUUGACCAUCUCGAUUUAAAUUUGGGUGGAUUAACUAUAUCUUGUUAUACUGUCCCCUACACCUUACAUUAGUAAAACAGUUUGUUACAAGGAAUGUUGUGUAACGAUGUGGAAAGACUUUAUACUACUACAAAAAAUUUUGUUUAAUUUCGAUACAAAAAUGCCGGGAUUUUAAGUGUGACUCAUAAUAACUUUACCAUGGCAACGAGUGUCGAAAAAAAGUUGAUUCACCCAUUUAUGGUUUUACACUUUAAUGACGAAACAAUCACAAUUUACUUGAAAACGUUGAAACUUUUCGGCAGGUGUAUUAGUUAAAGGAUUAUUUAACAAAAUAUUGUCGUUUUCGUGGUUUAAAUACCAGUUGUUGUUAGUAUUAAAUUGUAUAUAUUGUUCGGCAAAAAAUAUAAACGUAAUAUAUAUUAAACUAAGGGAUGUACAUUCGUUGACUUAAAAACGUUUUCAAACUUAAAAUAAUCUAUGAAAUAAGUAUAUAGACAAACCCCCUUAUUCAUAAAUCUUUACGGGCCUGAUUUAGUUCAAUUAUGUUUUCUCCCUUUCCGACAAAUGCAUAACUCAAAAUGACAGAUAAAGACAAACGAUUCAUAGCUAAUUCAGACCAGUAACGCGUUUAUGAAUAACGCCAAAAGACUACAAGUAUUUUAUAUUUAAGAUUUUUUUUAAUAUAUGUUUAGUAUUUCCAUCACAGUCAAUGGCAAUAUUAGGCCAAUCUUUCCGAAAGUCGUGGAAGAGAGGAAGGCCUUUUGCCCAGUAGUGAAACACAAUAAAUAAUAAUUAUCAAAGAACGUCCUGUCGUCUACCCAGAUCGGAUAUCACAAGCCAAAAAAAGGCAUAUACAUUUGUCAAGGUUUUGAGAAAAAAACACCCCUCUAUCUACCCAGGCCGGAGAUCUCCGUCCAGUAUUUUGUGCUCCAUUUUUGUUACGUACGGAUAUCUCCGGCCAUUUCAACCCCAGUCGAAAAGCAGUUUUGUUAAAAUCAAAAUAAAGCUGCUCUUCGACUGCGGAUUUGCUCGGGUGCAAAGAAAAAACGUAACAAAUCUGGGUUGGCCCGCGCGGGUGGGGAGCGGGAGACAAGGGCAAUAAACUAUCGGCCGGUAAUCUCCGUUUUUUUGACAGCUUGGUAGACGACAGGUUUUAAUAUUACUUGACCUUCCAUUUGCCAACAAGAUUGUUCAAAAGUUCGGACCUUACUUUGUCAUCGCAGCAGCCGCUAUCAGAUAUAUCGUAGCGGCCAAGGUGCUCAAAAAUGUCUGAACAUGAACCUUAACGUGUUUAUAUACUUGAGGCUUUGUCUUUAUAUUAGUGAAUACCUUCGCCGCUUUUGAAGUAAUGAAUAUAUGUGACCGCAGAAGGCAAAAUUGUCAUAAGGACGAGACUUGCUUGUAUCUUUAUACGAACGUGCCCCACCGUAGACCGCAUCAUCACUUACCGGUCGUGGUCAAACGCCUGCCUAAUCUCCAUAAAAAAGAAUAACCUGACAAGGUGCCCUUAUGGCAAGCGACAAGGUGGGAUGUUUUGCCGGCCGCGGUCACAUAUCUGGUAUGAAGCUGCAGAGAAGAAAUAUGUAUUUUGACGGAAACAAAAUAAGAUAAGGAAUAGGAAUAUAUUUAUUUUGUUAAUUAGUAAUUUUGUCAGUAAUAUUCCUAUACCCGUACUAGAUAAGAAUAUAAUGAGCUUCUUGUAAGAUAACUUAGUAGAAAAUUAUAAUCGUAGAAAUAAGUGCAUUGUAUGUAUGUAUAUGAAUUGGGCAGUAUUUCAAUUAAAUUACAUGCUAGAUGUUUUAUUCCUAGUGGUAUUUUAAUAUCAAAAUUAUUAUUUUAAUGUAGGUACUGGAAAACAACUGUUUUAUUAUUAGGUUUUUUGUUACACAAUCGUUCACUAGAUGGCGUUAGUGAUAUCGAGAAAUUAUACAAUUUUAGUUAUUUAAAUUUUUUAACGUUGAUUUUCCAUUGCGUUUGUAUUAAUUUACUAGUAAAUAUGAUGAUAUUGGUGAUAUUAAUUAAUUAUUAUUAUUUAUUUAGGCCACCAUCAGUUUCAUACUAUUGCGACUUUCUCAAGACUACUAACGCCAUCUAGUUUCGUGUUAGUUAAUUAAAUAUUGAAUACAUUUUAUUUAUUUUACCGACUUUAUAUUGACAUGGGAAUUUUGUCGAACUUGAUAUAGCGUCGAUAAAAUAACUAAUAUUGCUUUGUACUACUUUGAAAAGGGCUAUAAAUUAUAUUUAUUAGAAUUUUCAGUACUUUCACUAGUUAAAUAUGGCAAUUGUAAUAUUUUUGUAUAUUCGUAGGCCGCCCUUAGGAACAUAAUGGUUCAAGCGGGACGAUCAUGUAGCAAGACAUUUCUCACUUGUCUUUUUUGGAAUAUUUUAGUAAUAAAGAAAAAAUAAGGAAAAAUUACCAUUUUGAACGUCAGCUUGAUGUUAACUGUGAUUACAGUUUCAAAAUAAUUGUUAUUUUCGACAAAUUUGACUAUUUUGGAGGUAAUACAAUUAUCAAAAAAGACAAGUAGGAAUAGGAAUCGACUAAGCCUUGAUUUUACAUUCCGAAUACAAAAAUGACAGUGCAAUAGGUCAAUUAAUUACCCAAUUAUUCUAAUUUGUACUAAAAUAACGGAUCAAUUGUCACAACACAACCAACCACGGAUCUAGAAUGACACACGCCCAAAGAUAAUUGAAGUGAAAAAGAGAAGCCAUCUUGUAUAUGACCAUUACAUGCGUGUGAAAGACGCAGACGACAAAUGAAAAACGUGACCACUUUUGGGCUUCAUAGCGGCUUCUAGCGGCCUCUUGAAUAUACCAAAAAGUAAGUUUAGCGGACUGGAAUAUACGAAAAGCAAUAUUCAGGAGAUACGGUGGGUGGUUAUAUCUUGGAAUGUAAAUAUAAUAUAUACACUAUGUUUAUUAACCAAAACUAUUUACUCAAUAUUUACCCGUUAAUAUUUAGGUCAUACUGAGCGAAUUCUAUUAUGGGGCCAACCCCGUAUUCACGAAAAAAAUUGACUCCAUAGAAAAUUUCCGUCAGAUCGGCCAAAAAGUACGAAAUAGCAUAAUUUUAUUUCUUGAUUUCGGGUUUGGACAUGUAUUAAGUUUCUCAGUAUGAACAUUUACAGGUUUGAGUUAAUGAUUUUAGUUAAUAAACAUACUGUAUAUACAAAUAAUUAACGCAAUAGCAUAUUAUUUCUGAAUUCAAUACUUCAAUUACACUCGACAGCUUUCCGAUUCUGGUCGCACUUCUGAUUGAAAUUCUAUGAAAAUAUGACGUUAUAAUGACAGUCUCACACUUUGUUCUAGUCAAAUCAGUGUACAAAGUUCGCUUAGGUGGACUAUGUGACAGGCAAUAGAUGUUCAUAGCAGAUCUGUGCAACCUGUCAUUUAAGUAUCUGGAAUAUAAAUUAGGCUAAUAAAGUAUGAAGGCGGGUAGCGGUAAGGAGAACACUCGUGUGUAUAGGUGGCACCACAAUGCCUAGAAUAUUUGAUAAAAAUUCAAAUCAUCGACAGCGCACUUCACUCCGUCAAUAACGGCUAAGUUCAUACGAGUAGCUUCUCUAGCGCUGCUGGAGGGAUUUAGUACUGUUAUUUAUAAGCUGAAAGCUGUACACUUUUGCAACUAUUCUCCCAAAAGAGAUUUUUUUUAACCUUUUUUAAGGGCCUUUUUACACAUAUUGACUAAGCCCACAGUAAGCUCAAUAAGGCUUGUGUUUUGGGUACUUAGCCGACGAGAUAUAUAGUAUAGUAUAUAAAUAUUUAUAAAUGCUUAAAAACAUAGAAAACACCCAUGCCUUAGGAACAAAUAUCCGUGCUCAUCACACGAAUAAAUGCCCUUACCAGGAUUUGGACCCGGGACCAUCAGCUACAUAGGCGGUUUACCCACUAGGCCAGACAGGUCGUCAAAAGAGGUUUCUCGUUACUCUACCCUCCAUAUAAUUAAGUAUAGUAUUUUGACAAUUAUUGGAAUUUUAUGCUCAAAUAGCUAAUAUAUAAGUAGAUGUUGUAAUGUAGAUAUUUUUUAUCCGUGAGUUCUGGUGCAUGUCCGUUAUAAUAGUUAUUUACGAUACAAGUGCAGAAAAUAGGAAAUUCGCAACGCGUGGUGAUAAAUUAAAACGACCGAAGGGAAUGUUUUAAAUCGACACGCGUUGCGAAUUACAUACGAUUCUUUCUUAGACUACACGUCUUUUAAAAUCAAUAACUCUCUGGUUUUAGCAAAAUAAAGAGUUUUUGUAGCGCUCUGUUUUUGACAAGUUUUCUCCGGUUUUUAAAGUAUAAAACUUAAACUUGAAAUAAUAUAUGCAGAUUUGAAAUAGUCUAAAUUUAAGCUAGUUGCUUGUCGAUAUCCAUGACUUGAAGCGUAUUAUGAAUUGUCAGAUCAUAUUUUAUAUUUAAGUUAUAAAACCGAAUAAUAAUUUUGAAUAUUUUAGGGGAAAGUGUACUUAACUCAAAAUAAAAUUUUAUAUCGAGGGGUAAGCAGUCAAACUCGAUAAGUCGAGAUGUUUUUUCGUUCAAAUAAGAACUCCACGUACGUCAAAUAUGUUGACUUAUCGAAUAUCUUGGGUUGGUCGUAAUUAAAUGAAUGUAUUAUUAUUAUUUAUCGGGUUUGACCGCUAACCCCUCGAUAUAGCCGCAUAUGUUUAAAUUGAAUCGUCUGACACCUUUUUGUCUUACAUUAUAACUAGGUAUUUGUUUCAAUUUCAAAUAAUUAAAAAUGUAUGAAGUUGAAUUUUUUGGCUGUUUAGCAUUUGUAAUUAUUUAUCAUUAUUUAAACACAAAGGUAAAUUAUAUAGGUAUAGGUUUAUAGGAUAUAAUCUGACAGUAAUUUAACGCGUCAAGUUUACUAUAUACUCUUUUCCUUCAACAUUAACAGAAAGUAAUGGACAAAAUAUAUAACUCGUUGAAAUGCUUUAAUAGGUAGUAUAUAGUUCGUGUCAUCCACGAUGAUGCGCUGAUUUGUCAAAUCUUACCUUUAAAAACAUGUCGUAACGAGUGAAGGCACGCGUCUGCCUGAACGACACGACCUUUUAAGCUCGUAAAAGGUAUGUCAACCACCAAUGUGAAAACAAUUAUUAAUGUUUAAGACUAUUUACUUAUUCUAAUGAAUUUUUCAUUCACAGAAUUGUGUCGUUCCUUAAACAAGGGUGUGAUGCUUUAUAUUUAUUAUUAACGAGGAAUAUGAGAUGCUUUGUAUUUUAAGUGUACAAUCAUUCUGGGGUCCCUUUUCAUAAAGAACGACACAAGGGGCUAGAUAUUGACUAAUCGGAGCUAUAUUUGAACUUAAAUCUAAAAAGAAACUGAUUAGCCCUUUUCCUUGCAUAGUACUAUUUAUCUACCUCAUACGCGCCAAUAGAAUUUCAACUUGAAAUCAUUUAAAGUUCAAAUUAAAUUGCGCUUUGGGGAAAUAUGACUUCGUCUUCAAAUCAUCAAAGCUGGAUUAAUUGGAAUAUAUUUAGAUUAUUUUGGGAAAACUUUGUAGAUUCGUGCGGCCUGGAAAAGGGUUAACACAUUCACUGCCAGCACGAGCUACGAGCGUAGCCGAUAACACGGAAAAAACCGUAGGUAGAAUGCGCCUACGAAAAGAGACCCCGCCUAGCGGGUCGCUGCCAGUGAACGCGUUAAUUACAACUAUCUGUAUCUUUAGAUAUUUAAAUAAAAGUAAACAAACAAUUUUUACAUUUUCGGGUAGUAAUAAAAUUCAUUGGUUAACCAACCAAAUACAAAACCGCCUGGAUCUGUCCCUGAACGACCUGACUUUACUUACAUUAUUUGAUCAUGUAAUGUUUUCAUCUACCCUCAACUGGCUUAAUGACUUAUUUGAGGGUAGAUUUCGUACUUUUAUUUAAAUACCUAAGGAUAGAGUAUAGUGUAAGACCUGAGUGGACGCUAGAAGCGGAGCGUUCGGCGCGGCGUGCAGCGUGGCGGCGGGCUCACGUGCUGUGAGCAGCGUGCAGUGCGGCCGCUCCUAUAUGUUUGCAUUUGUUUAAUAUGCACGCCGCACGUCCGCCUCGAGGGUCCACUCGGGCCUUACUGUUACGUUGUUUCCAACAUGAAUUUAGAAUGCAUUUUGGCUAUCUAACAUAUAGAUCCUGUUUUCUGUGAUUUGAUCUACUACAGUCAACCCAAUUUAAAAAUGGACUAUAAUUGCCGAUAACUACCCCGAACUCGAGUUGCCAAAUUGUAACCAAAAAAAAUGUAUUUUUGUAAAUGAUUUUGUGGAUAAAUAUAUAUUGAGAUGAGCGUUGAUUUAAUUUAUAAUAUAAUUUUUGUUAUUACAUUCUCCGUCCCGGUACGAACCGUUUUUUCUGUUGUAUUAUUGUAACUGGAAUAGUGAAAAUAAAUUAUUAUUGUAAAA
Messenger RNA from Cydia pomonella (codling moth), 9791 nucleotides. RefSeq names its product proton-coupled zinc antiporter SLC30A2-like. Gene Ontology annotation, biological process: zinc ion transmembrane transport; response to zinc ion. The coding region runs from base 998 to 2167 and encodes 389 amino acids. The record is from RefSeq and is a predicted model, not a curated record. Gene Ontology annotation, molecular function: zinc ion transmembrane transporter activity. The transcript has 11 exons. Gene Ontology annotation, cellular component: plasma membrane. NCBI's taxonomy places the organism in Eukaryota, Metazoa, Arthropoda, Insecta, Lepidoptera, Tortricidae.